UGGCGUCCAUCGCUGAUGGUAAGAUUUAAAUCUCUUUUUUUUUUCAGUGAAAAGGCAGAGCCCGCUAAAAGAUGUGCCGCCGAAGUCAAAACACUUCCGUUUUUCCUACCCGCUUGCCUUUCCGGGGGAACGGCCGGUGUGCUCCCGCAUCGUCCGUCUAUACAGCGCAUAGCCAAGGUCCACAGACAAAAACAGAUGGCUCCGAAGAAGGCAGAAGCCCCCAAACAGCCGACAUUAAUAGGCCGUUUUGGCACCUCUUUAAAAAUCGGAAUCGUGGGAUUGCCUAAUGUUGGAAAGUCAACAUUUUUCAAUGUAUUGACCAAAAGUCAAGCUGCUGCCGAGAACUUUCCGUUUUGCACCAUUGAUCCAAAUGAGAGCCGAGUUCCUGUUCCUGAUGAGCGCUUUGAUUUCCUCUGCAAGUACCACAAACCAGCCAGUAAGGUCCCUGCCUUUCUAAAUGUAGUGGACAUUGCUGGUCUGGUGAAGGGAGCACACUCAGGACAAGGACUUGGAAAUGCUUUCCUGUCCCACAUCAGCGCGUGUGAUGCCAUCUUCCACAUGACACGUGCAUUUGAUGAUGAAGACAUCAUCCAUGUGGAGGGAUGUGUCGAUCCUGUGAGGGACAUGGAGAUCAUCCACGAAGAGCUGCGGCUGAAAGACGAGGAGAUGAUCGCUCCUAUUGUUGACAAACUGGAGAAAACCGCAGUCAGAGGAAACGACAAGAAGCUCCGGCCUGAAUAUGACAUCAUGAUGAAAGUGAAGAACUGGGUUGUAGAAGAGAAGAAACCCGUCAGGUUUUACCCAGACUGGAACGACAAAGAGAUUGAGGUGUUGAACAAGUAUCUCUUCCUCACAUCGAAGCCCAUGAUCUACCUGGUCAAUCUGUCAGAGAAGGACUACAUCAGGAAGAAGAACAGGUGGUUGGCGAAAAUUAAGGAGUGGAUAGAUGCUCACGACCCUGGCGCGGUUGUCAUUCCCUUGAGUGGAGCGUUGGAGUCCAAACUGCUGGACAUGAGUGAGGAGGAGGGGAAGAAGUAUUGUGAAGAGCAGAAGACACAGAGUGUCCUGACCAAAAUAAUCAAGACGGGCUACGCUGCGCUCCAGCUGGAAUACUUCUUCACAGCCGGACCAGAUGAAGUGCGAGCUUGGACUGUGAGGAAGGGCACUCGGGCUCCACAGGCUGCAGGGAAGAUCCACACUGACUUCGAGAAGGGCUUCAUCAUGGCAGAAGUCAUGAAGUUCAACGACUUCAAAGAGGAGGGCACUGAGAACGCAGUCAAGGCGGCUGGCAAAUACAGGCAACAGGGCAGGAACUACGUUGUGGAGGAUGGAGACAUUAUCUUUUUCAAGUUCAACACGCCCAACGCACCCAAGAAGAAGUAGAAGCUUUUCAAGAACUAUAAGCUAAAGUGGGGUCUGAUCAACAGAGACUGCUGGAUUCUAUGUUUAAAGAGACAAAAUGCUUGUCCACUCCAUAAUCAGUGCCACCGUUCACACAUUGUUGAUGAAACAAAACAAACCUGAGCGUAAAUAUGUGUCCACUCAUGCAUAAUGAAGAUACCCCAAAGGUGUUUCGGAGAGUGGUCAGGCUGGUUAGCCAAACACCUUUCAGGCUUGAAUGUUAACCUGCCUGAAACUCCACAAAACAACUUGCUUCAUACAGACACCUGGAAUCCUGUUCUCCACUACUGAGGCUCCUGUAUCCCAGUACUUUAGUUAGUCACUGAUCAUUUAUGGUUCUUCCUGCGCAGUGACGUCUGACACACGUCCAUCAGAUUGUUGACCCGUGGGACCAUUCUUACAAUGCCGAUGCCAGUUUUGCUUCAUCAACUCCGCUUUCUUCGUGAACUUCCUUAAAGUAAUGAGCCGCCGGGGCCAUGUGUUCACCACACGUUCCCCUCGCCUGUCCUCACCGCCUCUGGUCCUCUUCACAUUCAUGCACCAAACAUUUUGCCAUACUGUGGGACACAAGCCUCUCCCGGGGCAUGUCCAGCUUUCUGUCAGAGAUGCAACAAAUAAAGGAUGAUAAACAUACAACAAUUAAAAGACGAA
Synchiropus splendidus (mandarinfish) is the source of this 2052-nucleotide messenger RNA. RefSeq names its product obg-like ATPase 1. The coding region runs from base 16 to 1383 and encodes 455 amino acids. The record is from RefSeq and is a predicted model, not a curated record. The transcript is spliced from 12 exons. NCBI's taxonomy places the organism in Eukaryota, Metazoa, Chordata, Actinopteri, Syngnathiformes, Callionymidae. Gene Ontology annotation, cellular component: cytoplasm. Gene Ontology annotation, molecular function: ATP hydrolysis activity; GTP binding; ATP binding.